UGUAGAGUGAUGAUGCUGAUCAAAAGAUUAUUUUGUUAUGUGUUAAUAACAGUGUUGGCAAGCUGGACUUUGCUGUUUUUAUGGUGGAAUUUCAGCGGAUCGCCUACCCCACAUUCUGAAUGGACUUGCGAAGGUGAAGGUAGAAACCAAAUGUGCGAAUUCUCGAACUUCUGUGUGAGCCGCUACCAUGGGCCCUUCAUUGUGAGCGAGAACGAGCCGCCCAGCAUCAACCUGAUCAACACAGGCCAGGGCGAAGACAUGUGGUUCAAGCCAAAAAGACUUGCGCGCCACACAGGCGCUCGAUUUAUCAAUGAAACCAUCUUUGUCUAUGGCUUCUACAGCCCAUUCCAUUUCUCGCAUUAUUUAUACAACGGGUUGAUGCCGCUAUACAGCACCAUGAUGGAAAAAGGCGCCACGGCAUCGUCUUGGACAUUCCGAGGCGCAACGUAUUGGAACAAGCACACCAAGUUGGACAUGGACAUCCCAAGCGGCAGCGAUAUAGUGCCUGAUGAUGAAGACGUGCUAACGGAAAAGCAAUUAUCACCACCAUAUAAACCCAUCUGCUUUGCGAAAGCAGUUGUGGGAACCGGCGACCGAUGCUCGCUAUGGUACUGCGACAGGCAAAUCCCGGCAGCACACUACGAAUCAUUUAAAUCUCACAUUUUUAGCCAGCCAUACACUGAUGCCCAAUGUCCAUCCGUCACCUAUAAAAGCGAUGGCAGCACUCGCAUUGGCAUUUUAAAUAGAGGCAAGUCACGGCACAUAACAAACAUUCCAGAACUUAUAGACAAGUUAAAAGCAUUAGACGUAUCGAUAAAAACCAUCGACUUCGACUCUGGCUGCGAUCUCAAAAACACUGCACAUCUGGUCAAAGACCUAGAUGUGCUUAUCGCGCCGUUCGGAAAUGCACUAGGAGCAGGGCUGUUUAUGAAAAACAAUUCAGUUGUAAUAUCGAUCGCAUCGAGAUGGUACAACGAAGAUUGGUUUAAAUGGCCCAUGACCGCUAUUGGCAGGCGCAUAUACAAUUUCGAAUGCAAUGACGCAGCGUGCCAGGAAUACGACAGAAAGUUGCUAGAAAAGCUCUUGGCGGACCACGACGCCGUGCUGAAUGAGGGAGAGAUGCAACAGCUGCUAACACAACAAAACCCUGUAGACGUAUUAUCCAAGUAUAUUCCCGGCAAAGAAUGGGAGAUAAUAGAGCAAUAUCACAAAGACGUGUCUAGACGGAUCAAUGUUGAUGCGUUCAUUCCGUUUUUAAACGAUAUACUAAAAGUCGACGCACGCAACAUUAGUUAUGUCGAAUUGUGCCAUAGUCAACACUGUUGCGACAAUGAUUGUGCCGGCCCAUUAGAAAGGAACGUGUUCGGGACGCAUAGUGCAUGGCUCUCGAAAUGAAUUACUUUAAUAUACUGUUUAUUAACAAUUAUUUUGCGCCAAUACAAAAAUAAAUUUAAGAUCACAAUAUCAGAGCACAGAGCCUGAAAAUUUAU
Molecule: messenger RNA, 1490 nt
Organism: Umbelopsis ramanniana AG
Lineage: Eukaryota; Fungi; Mucoromycota; Umbelopsidomycetes; Umbelopsidales; Umbelopsidaceae
Exons: 1
Coding region: 10-1395 (461 amino acids)
Molecular function (GO): glycosyltransferase activity
Source: RefSeq, a predicted model, not a curated record